Molecule: messenger RNA, 1686 nt
Organism: Helobdella robusta
Lineage: Eukaryota; Metazoa; Annelida; Clitellata; Rhynchobdellida; Glossiphoniidae
Exons: 5
Coding region: 1-1686 (561 amino acids)
Cellular component (GO): Golgi apparatus
Molecular function (GO): glycosyltransferase activity
Source: RefSeq, a predicted model, not a curated record
AUGUUGAUAUACAACCGAAAUAUAUUCAGUCUCAAGUUUGUAUUUUUUGCAUCUGUAAUAUUCGUCAGUGCUAUUUUCAUUGAAAUCAAGUAUGACGUUCUGCACCAAGUAAAAGAUGUUACGAAAGGAAUUUAUCUACUGAACAAUUUCAUAAACGAUAAUGAUUUAUCUAAUAUGAAGGAAGAAAUGCGUGACAAAAUGUUCAUUGACGCCAUUUCCAUGUAUGCCAAGACAAUCCCAAAAAGAUUUAGCAACGAAACCGAAUUGAAAUUUAUUAUUUUAGCUGUGACUGACAAUUCUUUUUUUGACAUGGCUUUAAAUCUUUAUUUAACAAGUUUCAAGAAAUUUAAAAUCAUCAAUUUCCUCUUUGUGGGAAUAGGAAAAACUGCCUGUAAAAAUUUUUUAAAAAUGAAUGUUCAGUGUUUUUAUUUCACUGAAACAUCCGGUUCCAAUAACACAGCAGACUUUGGAUCUAAACAAUUUCAACAAAAGGUGAAUAUCAGAACUGAGAUGAUCUUAAAAGCAUUAAAAGCUGAUUUUUCCGUUCUCCACACAGAUGUAGAUGUAACGUUCUUGGAUAACCCCAUACCUUAUAUCGAAAGUAAAGCCAUGAAAAUUCAGAAUGUAGCAUUUCAAUCUGACAUCAUUUCCUAUAACUCAGGCUUCUUAAUCAUAAAGCCUACGAAUUUUUCAAUAGAGCUAUACACGCUCACGCGCGAUGUCGCAAACAAAUCAAGAUCAAUAGAUGACCAGGAAUCUCUCAACUUAGCAAUCAAAGUAAUGCAAUCUAAGUACAAAUCAAACCCAGAAAUCAGCUCUAUAGACAUUUUUGAUAAAACAAAAAUUUUAUGUGGCAAAUGUUAUUUUGAAGAGGUUGAUCGGAAUUUUCCUACUAAAAAUGGUUCAAAUGGCUGUCCCGGUUGUUUAGUAAUGCACAACAAUUGGAUAAAAACACAUGCAGCUAAAGUUUAUCGUUUCAAAGAAAUUUUAUUAUGGUUUGUGGACAAAGGUGGAUAUUAUUCAGAUAGAAAUAGAAAAUAUUUACUGUACAACAAUCCGUUUUUCAGUUUUCCGCCUGUCAAUUAUACAACUGAUCGCGAGGAAUUGAAUGCGUUAAAAACUGGGUUUGCAUUGGCUCAGAUGUUGAACAGAACAUUAAUUAUCCCAAGGUUUCACUGCCGUGGAGCAAAGAACCCAUAUGAAUGUUCUUUAAUACACUGGAUAAACGUCAAAUCAUUUGAUAUGUUUUUUGAAUAUCGUGAAAACAGUUUUCUUUCAAAUCCCCUAGUUCCAGAAAAUAUUCGAAAAAACCUCAGCCAAACUUGUCCUUAUGGAAAGAAUCAAAAUAAAAAUUUAAACAAUUUAAAUGUUUGCACUCCACCAUUGAAAAACUUUACAACCGAAUGUCUGGAGCCAGUUUGGAUUUUAAUUGAUUCGAAAAAAAGCGUACCUUAUAAUGAUUUAAUUCGAGAUUCUUAUGAUAGAGUGGUGACUAUAAAUUUAAAAAAUUAUACGCAAAUCCCAGAGCAAGAAAUUUUAAAAAAAUUUGGUAAAUGUGAUGAUGGUGUUUUGCACGUCGUUUCUCUAAUCGGAGUUGAAGUGACUUUUGACAACAUUACUAAAAAUAAUGAAUUUGAGACAAAAAUUAGAAGUGGAUUUCUAAGAAAUGGAUACAUGCAGCUUUAG